This is a messenger RNA of Dovyalis caffra, 2034 nucleotides long. The record is from the annotation of a GenBank genome assembly. NCBI's taxonomy places the organism in Eukaryota, Viridiplantae, Streptophyta, Magnoliopsida, Malpighiales, Salicaceae.
AUGCGUUCCUUUUCUUUUCUUCUUUUCUUGGUCUGCUUCUGUCUCUUAUUUGACUUCAAUUUUCCCUCUUUCUUGCCUGCAAGCAAUGUUAGUCUCUAUGGUGAUGCACGUCUUAGAAACAAUGCCAUUAGUCUCACUCAACAGCACAACUGCCCUGCCUCCUCAUCUUCUAGCGGGGUUGGGAAAGCACUCUACCUGUACCCAAUUAGGUUUCUUGAUCAUAUAACAAACAAAACUGCGUCUUUCUUUUGCCGAUUCUCAUUCUCCAUUAUUCGAUCCCCUUUGUGUUCUUUUGGUGAUGGUAUAGCCUUCUUGAUUACCUCUAAUGCUGAUUCUUUGAGUCUCUCAAAAGGGUACAUGGGCCUUCCAGGACCAGCCUUAAACCCUCAAGAUUCAUUCAUUGCUGUAGAAUUUGAUACAAGUUCUGAUCCUUCGCUUGGUGAUAUAAGUAGUAAUCAUAUUGGAAUUGAUGUUAACACUGUUGUGUCUUUUGCUGCAAUUGAUGCUGUGUCAGUAGGGAUUGAUCUUAAAAGUGGGAGGCAGAUCACAGCUUGGAUUGAGUACUCAGAUUCAUCCAAGUUGAUUCAGGUUUGGGUCAGUUACAUACAAAUUAGGCCACCAAGUCCUAUUCUUGUGGCUCAGGUUGAUCUCUCUGAGCAUUUCAAGGAGUAUAUGCAUGUAGGUUUCUCUGCUUCUAAUGGUCAGGGCUCAGCAGUUCACAUUGUUGAUCAUUGGCGGUUCAAAACUUAUGCGACUCUCUCGUCUGUGACACCUAAAGAUGUAAGUGAAAAGGGGGAUUGUUUAAUGUGUUAUCCAGAGAAUCCAAUGAACAAUUACAGGCCUGGUACUCAUAAUGGAAGAAGAAAAAGUGUAGUGGAAAUGGCUCUGGGACUAGGAGGUUUGGCUGCAUUUGUUGUCUCCAUAAUUGUAAUUCUUUUUGUUAUCGUUUUCUUAGUGAUCAAGAAAAAGAGGGGUAUUGGCAGAAGAGCGAAAGAAAGCCGAAUUAAUAGAGUACCAAGAAGGUUGUCAAUUGCUGAGAUUAGGUCAGCUACAAUGGGGUUUCAUCGCAGCAGAAUUAUUGGUCAAGGUGCUUCUGCUACGGUUUUUAAAGGGUAUCUGCCCUCUUGUGGAUCAGUGGCGGUUAAGAGGUUUGAUCAGGCAGGGAUUGAAUGUGCUCGCAAUCCUUUCAUCACCGAGUUUGCAACAAUGGUAGGUUGCUUAAGACAUGAGAACUUGGUUCAGCUUCAAGGAUGGUGUUGUGAGGGAACGGUACUAGCUCUUCUCUAUGAAUACUUGCCCAAUGGUAGCCUUGACAAAGUCCUUCACAAGAACUCCAGCUCUGCAAUUUUUCUCUCGUGGAAGCAAAGAAUUAAUAUAGUCCUUGGAGUUGCUUCUGCUCUUUCAUAUCUACAUGAAGAAUGCGAGAGACAGAUAAUUCAUAGAGAUGUGAAAGCUUGCAAUAUAAUGCUUGACGCAGAAUUCAAUGCCAAGCUUGGAGAUUUUGGUUUAGCAGAAGUCUAUGAACAUAGUUCUGCGAUGAGAGCAGCUACUAUACCAGCUGGGACAAUGGGAUAUCUUGCUCCUGAGUAUGUUUUUUAUGGUGUUCCAUCGGUGAAAUCUGAUGUUUACAGCUUUGGCGUGGUGAUGCUGGAAGUAGUCACGGGAAAAAGACCUGUUGAUGACGAUGGUGCAGUGCUGGUUGAUCGAGUAUGGGGCUUCUGGGAGAAAGGGAAACUGAUAGAGGCAGCUGAUUCAGAGUUGGUAGGGCUGUUUAAUACACUUGAAGUGGAGAGGGUGCUCAUGGUGGGACUUUCUUGCGUGCACCCAAAUCAUGAGAAGAGGCCAACAGUUAAUGAGGCUGCUAGGAUUCUUAGAGGGGAAGCGCCACUUCCUAUUUUGCCACAGAGGAAACCAGCAGUUGUGUUUCAAUCUGUUUCGUCAGCUGAUUCUGAUGAAACAUUGAAUUUAUCAGGAGAUAACAGUCCAUGUACUGAUGAUGUAACAUGGGUAACACCUAGGACCGAUUUUGGAUAG